AGUAAAUGGUCUUGAAAACUCACCAUCGCGCGUCUUUCAGAAGGUUGUCAGCCGCAGGUUUGGCAUUUUCACUGCAUGACUGAACACCAACAUCAACAGUGACGUCAGGUGAGUUUAUUUCUGUGGCAGCAACUGGCUCUUCAAUGCGUAUAUCACCACGAGCAAAAGCAGUUUGCAAAUCUGAUGCUUCUGCAAGUAGUUGGGACAUGGAAUUCAACGCAUCCUCAACCUGUUGAUUGUAAUCAUUGCGCAUGCGGUGCUAAUAGCUACGGACAGCUAAGCCAAGGUCAUGCUGAAGAUAUAUUAUGUCCUACACGCAUUUCUUUCUCGAAUGAAGUUCACUUGUUGGCAGGCGGUGGAGGGCAUACAAUGCUAAUUGAUGGCAAUGGAAAUGUCUACUCCUGUGGAUGGAAUAAAAAAGGGCAACUUGGUCUGGGAGACGUCGAUGACAGACAUCAUUUCCAACAUGUGCCCAACCUGACAGCUGUAAAAUUCGUUGCUUGUGGAUGGAAUCAUACGCUGAUUAUCACGGACAAUCACCGUCUGUUUGUAUUUGGUUGUAACACAUUUGGACAGCUUGGACUUGGAACAGCAAAUGGUUGCUAUCUCUCUCCAACACCAUGCCAUGUUGGACAGGGUGUGAUUCAUGUUGGAGCUGGAUUACGACACUCAGUAGUACUACUUGAUGAUGGCACUGUUUGGUCCUGGGGAGACAAUAAAAAAGGACAAUUGGGAAUUCCAGGGCUACAAAUGAAAAGAGUUCUAAAGCCAAUGAAAGUUAGUCGUCUCAUGGAAAAAUGUAUCCAAGUCAUAGCAGGAUCACAACAUUCAGCUGUUUUAACAGAGAGUGGUCAAGUAUUUUGCUGGGGAUCCAAUCAACAUGGUCAGUGUGGUCUACCUGUGUCUAGUGAGGCUGGCUUGUUUGAUGAACCUCAGCUAAUUGGAGGAGCCUUGUCCAAUCACAACGUCACUUCUAUACAUAGUGGCUGGAGUCACCUCAUUGCACAAAUAGGAGUAGAUGAUGUUUACAGCUGGGGUAGAAGUGACUAUGGUCAACUAGGAUUAGGAGAUGAGAUUGUACUACAAAGAUACAGCUCUUUUCCAUCAAAAAUACCAAAUCUUAACAACAUCAAACAUAUGAUGUGUGGAGCUGAACACAAUAUUGCUUUACUAGAAAAUGGCAAGGUUUUGACAUGGGGAUGGAACGAGCAUGGAAUAUGCGGUUCUCAAGACGAGGCUAAUAUUCAUCGACCAAGGCUUGUUAGUUUACCUGAAGAUUUUCGUGCUGUACGUGUUGGUUGUGGCGGAGGACAUACAUUUAUAGCGCUAAAACCAAAGUAAAUUCAAAGUGUAUAUAAUAUUUAUUCUAUAACAAAAGAGUAGUAUCGUCUUAUUCAAAUGUCAAAGAACUUGAACUUUGAACUUCUUUCAAAUUAUUCCUUUGUGCUUCAUCACUAAAUUAUUUCUCCUAUGARUUUUUAGAAUCGAUUUGCAAUGGAUUUUUUUCUAAUAUUUAGUUAGAUUUAGAUUUCUAAUAAUUUAUAUCCGUUAGCACAGUAGCGGCAGUAGCAUAGUGCUUUAAGACGGAUAAUUUAGGAGGAACCGACGGGCUCUUGGGAGAAAUAUGUCCCAGCCAGCUGUAAGUCACAACUGGUUGCCAGCGAGAAAUUCAGGAAAAUUAUAAUCAAAAUUACUAAAAACAAACAUCUUAUAAAAAACUCUCCAGGCAAAGAAUACUUUCUAAGAAUUUUUGCCAUGAAAAUAAAAAUUUCCUAAAUAAAAAAGAAUGUAAACUGUUUUUGUCUAUAAAAACGUUUGCCAG
Exaiptasia diaphana is the source of this 1822-nucleotide messenger RNA. Its product is annotated as secretion-regulating guanine nucleotide exchange factor. The coding region runs from base 184 to 1341 and encodes 385 amino acids. NCBI's taxonomy places the organism in Eukaryota, Metazoa, Cnidaria, Anthozoa, Actiniaria, Aiptasiidae. The record is from RefSeq and is a predicted model, not a curated record. The transcript has 12 exons.